AGUUGGCCGUCCAGGGCGAGCUUGGCUCCUGAAGACACCCCAGCCGUGCAAGGGGCAGGACCCACUCAAGGACACGCACACGGCUACAGCGGAGGUUUCCCGGGCGCCUCGCCCAGCGGGGCGGAGACUUGGCUGCGGCCAGAGCAGAACCGGCGGCCAGCUGCAUGCCAUGUGUCCGGCGGGAGGACCAGCUGCACCGCGGCCACUCCUGGCAAGGGCACUCAACUACAACCCCCAGUAUGCCGUGCUGCGCGCACGCGCCUCCGCGCUCGCCUGGCUGGGCUGCGCAGGCGUGCGACUACAACUCCCGAUGCCCCCCGCGGCUCUCGGAAGGAACUACAUUUCCCAGAAGGCUAGAGCAGCGUUCCGUAAUGGCGGUGUGAGCGGCUGGACAUGGCUCUCUGGGUGGGCGCUCUCCUCGGCCGCGGCGCCGGGUCGGCCGCCCUGCUGGCUGGCAGGUGCCUCCUGCAGCCUGGGCCGAGCGGCGGCCUCCUGGGCGCGCUGUCCACCCCGCGGCAAGGCCCGCGGCAACGAGUACCAGCCCAGCAACCUGAAACGCAAGCACAAGCACGGCUGGGUCCGGCGCCUGAGCACACCGGCCGGGGUGCAGGUGCUGCUGCGCCGCAUGCUCAAGGGCCGCAAGUCGCUGAGCCACUGAGGGCCAGACUGCGCGGGGACCCCCGAGCCCGCCCUGCAGCCCACAGGGACCC
Messenger RNA from Ochotona princeps (American pika), 710 nucleotides. It is a transcript of the gene MRPL34, whose product is annotated as mitochondrial ribosomal protein L34. The record is from RefSeq and is a predicted model, not a curated record. Gene Ontology annotation, cellular component: ribosome; mitochondrial large ribosomal subunit. The transcript has 2 exons. Bases 170 to 658 code for a protein of 162 amino acids. Lineage: Eukaryota; Metazoa; Chordata; Mammalia; Lagomorpha; Ochotonidae. Gene Ontology annotation, molecular function: structural constituent of ribosome. Gene Ontology annotation, biological process: translation.